GGAGGAUAUAGCCCGCCUCUGGGGAAGCGCUCCCUCUUUUCCGCCGGGCGGCGCGGCUCAAGAUGGCGGUGCAGAUCUCCAAGAAGCGCAAGUUUGUCGCUGACGGUAUCUUCAAAGCUGAGCUGAAUGAGUUUCUGACUCGUGAACUGGCUGAAGACGGGUACUCUGGGGUAGAAGUCCGGGUCACUCCAACCAGGACUGAGAUUAUCAUACUUGCCACCAGAACUCAAAAUGUCCUGGGUGAGAAGGGACGCCGCAUCCGGGAGCUGACGGCUGUCGUGCAGAAGAGGUUUGGAUUCCCUGAGGGAAGCGUUGAGCUCUAUGCCGAGAAGGUGGCCACAAGAGGUCUGUGUGCAAUCGCCCAGGCGGAGUCGCUGCGAUACAAACUUCUGGGAGGUUUAGCAGUGCGUCGAGCCUGCUAUGGUGUCCUCCGCUUCAUCAUGGAGAGUGGUGCCAAGGGUUGUGAGGUGGUUGUGUCUGGCAAACUCAGAGGUCAGCGUGCCAAGUCCAUGAAGUUCGUGGAUGGCUUGAUGAUCCACAGUGGAGACCCAGUGAAUUACUACGUUGACACAGCUGUGCGUCACGUCCUUCUCCGGCAGGGAGUACUGGGGAUCAAAGUAAAGAUUAUGCUACCCUGGGACCCGAGUGGAAAGAUUGGCCCCAAAAAGCCUCUGCCAGACCAUGUCAGCAUUGUGGAACCCAAAGAAGAGAUCUUGCCCACCACUCCCAUUUCAGAGCAGAAGGGUGGCAAACCAGAACAGCCAGCCAUGCCUCAGCCGGUUCCCACUGCCUGAGGGUUUUAUAACGUCUGCAACCAGAAGCUUGACUGUCCUGAAAACAUCUCUUAAUAAAAUCACAAAAGGCA
This is a messenger RNA of Cuculus canorus (common cuckoo), 865 nucleotides long. It is a transcript of the gene RPS3, whose product is annotated as ribosomal protein S3. Gene Ontology annotation, biological process: positive regulation of apoptotic signaling pathway; translation. The transcript is spliced from 7 exons. The record is from RefSeq and is a predicted model, not a curated record. Gene Ontology annotation, molecular function: structural constituent of ribosome; RNA binding. Gene Ontology annotation, cellular component: cytosolic small ribosomal subunit; nucleus. Lineage: Eukaryota; Metazoa; Chordata; Aves; Cuculiformes; Cuculidae. Bases 63 to 794 code for a protein of 243 amino acids.